CCUUCUGUCUUCACUGGUCUCAUCCGUUCAUUUCCUCAAAUUUUCAGUCCUCAAUUCCGUCGACUAAAAUGUUAGAAUCCGACGAAACCCAGACCAAAAUCCCAGAACCCAUGGUUCGAACCGCUGGUGGCACCGAGUACAGCUGGUGCCGAGCGGUGCCCGGCGGCACCGGCAUCACAGUCUUGUCCCUCCGCCUCUGUAAUGAACCCGAUAUCUCAGUUCUUGAAGCGGCCCUUUCAAGACUCCAAGUUUAUCAUCCCAUUCUUCGUUCAAGGAUCCACUUCGAUGCUUCCUGCAACACUUUCUAUUUCGCAACACCGUGUGAUCCCCAUGUCAAAAUCCAGUCCUUUGAUCUUCAAUCAACUUCCCACAUUCUCCAAAGCUUCUCAGAUGAUUCCCACAUCGACCCAAGCCACAUUUUACUCGAGCAUGAGCUGAAUAGAAACUCAUGGAUCCGUAACGAUGAUGAUGAGGACGGUGACCAAGUCGACAGGGAUGUUUUUUUUGUCAGCUUUUACACGAUAAGCGAGACGAGUUGGUUGUUGGUGUUCCGGCUACACACGUCGGCUUGUGACCGCGCUGCGGCGGCGGGUCUGUUGAGGGAAUUGCUGGAGAUGGUGGGUGGUGGGAGAAUCAACACGGCGGAGGAGGAGAUAGAGAUGGGAAAUGAAGAGAAACAAGUGGGGAUUGAAGAUUUGAUUCCUAGUGGCAAAGCUAACAAGUCUCUUUGGGUGCGUGGGGUUGACUUGCUUGGCUACUCCUUGAACUCUUUCAGGCUGGCGAAUCUCAACUUCAUUGUUGCCGAUUCGGCUAGACAUUCUCAGGUUGUGAGGUUGAAGAUGAACCAAGAUGACACCGACAAGCUUGUUGCUGGUUGCAAAUCAUGGGAUAUUAAACUCUGUGGAGCCCUGGCAGCAGCUGCUUUGCUUGCAGCUCGUUCCACCAAACCUUUCCCUGAUCAUCAAAGGGAAAAAUACGCCGUUGUAACCCUCACCGACUGUCGAUCCAUUCUCGAGCCAGCACUCGGUGGCAAUCAUUUCGGAUUUUACCAUUCUGCAAUCUUGAAUACGCACGAUGUGGCCGCCAAUGACGAUUUAUGGGAGUUAGCAAACAGAUGUUAUACAUCCUUUUCCAAUGCCAAGAACAACAACAAACAUUUCACUGAUAUGAAUGACCUGAACUUCCUCAUGUGUAAGGCCAUUGACAACCCUGGAUUGACUCCAUCAUCAUCUAUGAGAACUGCCUUCAUCUCGAUUUUUGAAGAUCCUGAGAUUGAUGAAUCCAACAAACUGCACCAAGAAAUCGGCCUAGUGGACUACGUGGGGUGUUCUUCGGUUCACGGCAUUGGUCCAACCAUUGCCAUAUUCGACACCAUUCGAGAUGGAUGUUUGGAUUGCGCAUGCGUGUAUCCGGCGCCUCUGCAUUCAAGAGAGCAAAUGCAAGAACUGAUAGAAUCGAUGAAAAAAAUUCUUGCAGAUGGUAGUAUCAGUCUGCAGAGUAAUAGCUAGAUUUGUUUUUCCAUCACUGAACAAUGAUGGCUUCAUGAAAAAUUUCUUUGCGAGUUUUGUCAUCAUAAAUGGAAAUUGAAUAAGCUAGUAACUUGUCAA
Molecule: messenger RNA, 1607 nt
Organism: Hibiscus syriacus
Lineage: Eukaryota; Viridiplantae; Streptophyta; Magnoliopsida; Malvales; Malvaceae
Exons: 3
Coding region: 69-1508 (479 amino acids)
Source: RefSeq, a predicted model, not a curated record